Messenger RNA from Cebus imitator (Panamanian white-faced capuchin), 482 nucleotides. It is a transcript of the gene TYROBP, whose product is annotated as transmembrane immune signaling adaptor TYROBP. NCBI's taxonomy places the organism in Eukaryota, Metazoa, Chordata, Mammalia, Primates, Cebidae. The coding region runs from base 183 to 482 and encodes 99 amino acids. The record is from RefSeq and is a predicted model, not a curated record. Gene Ontology annotation, cellular component: cell surface. Gene Ontology annotation, biological process: microglial cell activation involved in immune response; neutrophil activation involved in immune response; positive regulation of macrophage fusion. Gene Ontology annotation, molecular function: signaling receptor binding. The transcript is spliced from 6 exons.
GGGGCAUGGCCUCUGGGUGACUGGGCCUGAUUCUUUCUUGGGUUUUGUUUCUGUCUCCCCUCCUCCCCUGUCCCCUCCUCCCUUCUGCCACCACCCACCUCAGACUUCCUCCUUCACUUGCCUGGACGCUGCGCCACGUCCCACCGGCCCUUACAGUGUGGUGUCCAGCAGCAUCCGGCUUCAUGGGGGGCCUUGAACCCUGCAGCAGGCUCUUGCUCCUGCCUCUCCUGCUAGCUGUGGGUGGUCUCUGUCCUGUCCAGGCUCAGGCCCAGAGCGAAUGCAGCUGCUCCGCGGUGAGCCCGGGCGUGCUGGCUGGAAUCGUGCUGGGGGACCUGGUGCUGACAGUGCUUAUUGCCCUGGCGGUGUACUUCCUGGGCCGGCUGGUCCCUCGGGGGCGAGGGGCUUCGGAGGCAGCCACACGGAAACAGCGUAUCGCUGAGACCGAGUCGCCUUAUCAGGUGCUCCAGGGUCAGGGAUCUUGA